Molecule: messenger RNA, 4661 nt
Organism: Astyanax mexicanus (Mexican tetra)
Lineage: Eukaryota; Metazoa; Chordata; Actinopteri; Characiformes; Acestrorhamphidae
Gene: lmo7b
Product: LIM domain 7b
Exons: 29
Coding region: 300-3995 (1231 amino acids)
Biological process (GO): regulation of cell adhesion; regulation of signaling
Molecular function (GO): protein binding
Source: RefSeq, a predicted model, not a curated record
GGCGUGACCUGCGUCUUAAAACCUCUUCCUCGCGCUGGCGGCAGCAUCAGACCUCACCUGCUGUCCUGUCCUAAACUUCCAGUUUAACUUAGUUACAUAAUAUCCCUAAACUUUUCAGCAGCACUGUUUUUUUUUCUUAAUCGCGUUUUUCGUGUUUUCGCGCACUUUUCUGGCACUUUGGAGAGCACAGGUGUGAAGCGCGUGAGGGCGCGUGGCGGCAAACUUAAGGUGUAACAGGAGGUUUGUAGGUGAGGACCGCUUCAGCCUGAGAGAAACUACAGGAAAGAGGUGUUUUGGGGAUGGAGUGGAGGGAGCAGUCAACGCUCAGCUGUGAGGAGGCCUUCACUGAGGCUCAACGUUGGGUGGAGGAAGUCACAAGGAAAAGAUUUGGGAGUAGUAAUUUCCGAUCUGCUUUGGAGAAUGGAGUCUUGUUAUGCGAUUUGCUCAACAAGCUCAAACCCGGGAUUAUCAAAAGGGUCAACCGGCUUUCCACACCCAUCGCAGGCUUGGAUAACGUGAACGUGUUUCUGAAAGCUUGUGGGAAACUUGGACUGAAUGACGCUCAGCUCUUCCAUCCAGGAGACCUGCAGGACGUGUCCACUCGCGUCACAGUCAGGCGUGAAGAGACGACACGAAGACUGAAAAAUGUUCUGAUAACGAUUUAUUGGCUGGGAAGAAAAGCCCAGGCAGAUUCCUCCUACAGUGGACCACAGCUCAACUUUAAAGCUUUCGAAGGUCUUCUGGGUGUCGCCUUAUCUAAGGCGCUGGAGGAGUCGGCGUGCCCGAAGCCCAGUGCGAGGGACAGCGGGUACGUGGAGAACUGGUACCCCGAGAGGGAGGAGGUGUUCAGCAACCAGCAGCUGAGCUACAGGAGGGAGGAUUCAGUGGAGAGUGUCGACUCUGUGGAGUCGCGGACACUGAGCGUCGCGUCCGACUGUACGCUGAUAGCGGGGAGUGAAGGGUUUGGAAGUGACGCGGAGGCGGAGCACUGCUUCAGGAUGUCUGAGGGCAGCAGGAGCGAGACCCACGCUGGACCCGUUCGAGAGAAGACGAGCAUCUCCAUCUCUCUGAGGAGGAAACAAGGUGGACGGUACCAGGAGGGCGGCAGGAGUCAUGUGAGCCAACUGCCCAGAGUGGCAGCGAGACGUUCUCGCCGUGGUGGAAGCAAGUCCAUGAGUGACCUCGCUCUGGAGUCCAUCCCACAGGAGUCUGAGAGCGGCGUGGCCUUCGACUCCUCCAGAUCGUGGCAGAGUCAGCAGAGAGAAGCUGGAGAUCAGGAGCAGCUGGAGCAGAUCCAGCUCAUUCAGACCAGAGUGAAGGACAGCGAGGCCCGGUGGCAGGAUGAUCUGAACAAAUGGAAGAGUCGCAGAAUGACUGCCAACCUGGACCUGCGAAGGAAGAAAGAGGAGAGAGAGCAACUGGAGCUGUUCACCGGGAGGGGAGGGGCUGACGGCGUCAGGACUGCUGUCCUUACAGGGGUGCAGGAGGAGAGUGAUCAGUGUGUCCUGCAGUUUCCUCCACACAGCCAAUCCCAGGCAACCAGACCCCUGGACCCGUCCUGUGCCCAGGAACCCUCUGCUAGACACCUUCCACCCUCCCAGCCUCCUCCUCUUCCUGCAGCCCUGAAGGAGAACCCCCAGCUGGCCUCACUGGCCUCAGACCAGCCCUUCCCAGCUUCUGAGGCUGAAUCUCCACUAACCCCCAGCUGCAGCAUGCCUGGAGCCCUGGACUCAACUCUAAUGGACCCAUUACCCACCCCUGGGGGACUGUCCAAAAACGGAGCAUGUUCUCUCAGUGAUGAUGCUAAUGGAGGUGAUUCUCUAGUGACUGAACACAGCCAGGUGUCUACAAGUGUCUUCUUCAGCCCACCAGAGUCCACUUCUACAGGACCAGAGCGAAGCCGGCAGGACGCAGCACCCAUCCAGCGAGCCAAGUCCCUGGAGGGUAUUUUUUCUGGGGGAGCGCGGAUGUCCGCCACCCUGCCCAGAGGCUUCCGCAGGUCAGAGGGAGGCUCCCGACUCUCCACAGGGGUCACGCCAAGACCUUUCGGUAGUAAGACCUCCAAGGUAUCAUCUUUGCCCAGGUUCUGUUCUAUGGACGACUCCCAUACCAGCCUCAUUAAAGGUCAGAGAGAGCGACCCCAGCUCCCUGCAUCCUUCACCUGCCCUCAACAAGAGGGGCAGAACGACUCCAUCAAACCCAACGGCAGUCUCCUGAAGAGUGAGAAUGAAGAGGGGGUUAGAGAGGAGGAGGAGAAGAACCACUCGGCUCCCAGAGUUCAUUCCUUCAUGUCUGCUAGCAUGGUGGCUACCUCGCUAAAGCAGAGAUCCGUAUCUGAGAGCGAGCAGACCAAGGUGGCUCAUGCUGAUAUGCGAGUCAGUCUAAAUCAGAAGCCGGGUGGUAGAAGGGACUUUGGCUUUCAGGCUCAUUGGGAUUCUACUGGAGCUCGUAUCAAGUCUGUCCAACCAGGCAGCCCGGCUCAGCUGUGCCACCUGCAGGCGGGAGAUGAGAUUGUGGCUGUGGGCGGGCAGCGCGUGGCCGAGAUGAGCUACGAACAGUGGAAGGCCAAUAUGGACGCUGCGCUGAAGGAGGGCAGCCUGCUGAUGGACAUUCGCCGCCACGGCCAGAACGGUCAUCCUGAGCACUGUGUGACGGUCAGCAGCAGCUCCACCUCGCCUGUGGAGAAGGUGACUGAAGUGAAGGUUAACGGCCAUGCUGGAAAUGGUUUGCCAGCGAAAGCUGUGAACAGAAACUUCCGGGACGUUCCGGCUGCACAGAAAAACAACGGUUCCUCUGGUUCCACAGUGGACUCUUGGGUCUACCUUUGUGGAGGCUCAGAAUCUGCCAUUUCAGAUCUGCAGGUUCCCUCCAUCAGUGCUUCAUCUUCACGCUGGUCAUGGGACACAGAGGAGGAAAGGAGGAGGCAGGAGAAAUGGCAAAUGGAGCAGGAGCGCCUCCUGCAGGAGAAGUACAGGCGUGAUCAGGAGAGACUGGAGGAGGAAUGGAGGAGAGCUCAGCUGGCAGCAGCAGGAGAGGAGUACUGUGGCCCUGAGAGACCUCUUUCCAUGUCGAAUGGAAACACUAUUCAGUACACUCAGCCCCACUUCCAGUACCAGCCAGCUUCCUCCACUCUUACCAGUCAGUGUGCUACAGAUGCUGCACCACUGCAGAGCAGGCAGGUCACCAUGCAAAUAUCACCAGACCAUCAGACCAAGGAGGAGUGGGGGUCUUCCACAAAGACCAGCCAAUGGCCUAGAGAAUCGUGUGGAUUUGCCAAGCUAACCUCCACAGACAGGCAAAAGUCAAAAUCAACACCUGCCCUUGACAGCAGUCACAAGCAAGACUCAAGAGUGAGCGUUAAAAGGAGAGGACGGCCGUCUCAGGCAGAGAAGGAUCGUCAGCAGAUCCUGGAGGAGAUGAGGAAAAGAACUCCGCUCCACACUGACAGCAGCUGGAUCCGACAGCGCAGUACCUGCACCAUCUACAAGGAGCCCAUCAACGUGGCACCAAUGAGGAGAUAUGAGUCUCUGGAUAACCUCCACAGCAGCAGCAACUCUCUUUCCAGGCAGUUUUCCACCAUGUCCAACCCAGCCCGCCCUCACUCCGCCCUGGACAACAUCACACCUUACAGAGGUUACUCCGGUCGCUGCAGCCUCGGCCCUGGAGCCGCCAUAUUCUCCAACACUUCCAAACAGAGCUCCUGGUCUCGGCCUUCUUCCACCUCCUCCACGCCUCCAAUCACACCUGGGGCUGAGGACAUGCGACCCAGCUCACAGCAGCAUACCGGUGUGUUAGCUGCAGGAGUGACCUCGGCCGAGGCUCCCAGUCCAGAGCUCAGGUGCGAAUCCGACACAGACAGCUCUUCUGUGACACUUGCUACAGCAGACUUAGAGUCCGCCCCGGGAUCCCCAAGUGAUUACUGCACAUUCCAGGAGAUCUCAGAAGACACUUCUGCUGAAGAUGCUUCUGAAAUGAUGGAGGACAGUACAGCCUAAUACACACUGAUCCUUACAACAGCCACGGCCAUCUGCUUCCUACCUUUAACUUUCCUCCUGAAAUAAACCUUAAUAUUGAUGUUUGUGUAGGUCAUUCUCUUCUGUCAGCUUUCUCUGGGAAUUUAGACCAUAUCUUUCCUUUGUAUUUUUAAUUUCUUUUGAGUUAACGGAGUUUAAUUAGCAAUCUAUUAUCUGGUUUUCUACACUUUAAUACUCAUUCUAUUUCUCUCUGUCUGUAGUAACCGUUAGCUGACAGAACCAUGACAGCUGAUAUUCAAGAAGUCUUUUAUUAUUAAUAUAUGAUGAUUAUGUUGUCUUUGUUAUUUAGAUAAAUAUAUAAAUAUAUAUUCUGAAUAGAGCAUUGCUGCUUGGAACGUGGGCAUCGUUUUGAUUUUGAUUUAGCUUUUCUUCUCACAGAUUGAUUUAAAAUAUUUAUAUUAUUUGUAUAGACUAUUCAUACAAGUAAACAUAAGUAAGCACGGGAUGUGUAUGCACUUUUGAUUUCUGUCCUAAAAUGCACAUGUAGGUUUAUUAUUUCGGGGUAAAUUUAAGUGUGGGGGAGUAAUUUAAGUCUUAUUUUGUGUUGGGAGAAGUAGCAGUGUAUCUAUCUAUCUAUUAAAUGAACUGCCUAAUGUUUGUAAAUAAAAGGAUCCAAUAUGCAUUUUA